AUGGGGCAAUACAAUGGCUCCUCCGAAUACAUAGGUAUCAACGAAGUACCUUCGCCCCGAGCAGCUCAGGGCAGGAAAGUAUCCGUUCUACCCCUCGUUUUCCUCAUAUUCUACGAGGUUUCGGGUGGCCCGUUUGGCAUCGAGGACAGCGUGAAAGCUGCUGGCCCUCUUCUUGCCCUUGCCGGCUUUCUCAUAUUCCCGUUCAUAUGGAGCGUGCCCGAAGCCUUGAUAACUGCCGAGAUGGGCACGAUGUUCCCCGAAAAUGGUGGCUAUGUUGUUUGGGUUUCUUCCGGGCUCGGCCCGUUUUGGGGUUUCCAGCAAGGAUGGAUGAAAUGGCUUAGUGGGGUGAUCGACAAUGCUCUCUACCCCGUUUUAUUUCUCGAUUAUUUGAAAUCGGGUAUCCCUGCAUUAGGCGAUGGCCUACCCCGAGUCUUAUCUGUUGUGGCUAUAACGAUUGUCUUGACUUACAUGAACUACAGAGGCUUAACCAUUGUAGGAUGGGUUGCUGUGCUUCUCGGUAUUUUCUCGAUUCUCCCGUUUAUAGUCAUGGGAGUCAUCUCAAUCCCAAAAUUAAAGCCAGAGAGAUGGUUAGUUGCCGAUAUACACAACGUGAACUGGAAUUUAUAUUUAAACACUCUAUUCUGGAAUCUCAAUUACUGGGACUCGAUAAGCACGCUGGCCGGAGAGGUCCAAAACCCCAAGAAAACCCUCCCGAAAGCACUAUUUUACGCUUUAGUCCUCGUAGUCUUGGGAUAUUUCUUCCCUUUAUUAACCGGAACCGGCUCGAUCCCCCUUGCUCGUGAAAUGUGGACCGACGGCUAUUUUUCCGACGUGGCCAAGAUUCUCGGCGGUGUGUGGCUGAGGUGGUGGAUUCAAGCGGCGGCGGCCAUGUCGAAUAUGGGCAUGUUUGUGGCUGAAAUGAGUAGCGACUCGUUUCAAUUACUUGGCAUGGCCGAGCGUGGCAUGCUUCCCGACUUUUUCGCGAAGAGGUCUCGUCACGGGACCCCACUCAUCGGUAUCUUGUUUUCUGCUUCUGGGGUGCUUUUGCUCUCGUGGCUGAGCUUUCAGGAGAUUGUGGCGGCCGAGAAUUUCUUGUACUGUUUCGGGAUGAUAUUGGAAUUUAUAGCUUUUGUGAGGCUUAGGAUUAUAAGCCCGGAUGCUCCGCGGCCUUAUAAGAUACCCGUGGGCACGUUUGGUGCGAUUCUGAUGUGCGUGCCUCCGAGUGUGCUGAUUGGGGUAGUUUUGGCGUUUUCGUCGCUUAAGGUUAUGAUUGUGAGUCUUGUUGCGGUUUUGCUUGGGCUUGUAUUGCAUCCUUGUUUGAAGCACAGCGAGAAGAAGAAUUGGCUUAGGUUCUCGAUUAGUGAUGACCUUCCGGAAAUUCGGACUUCUUCUAUUAAUCGUGAGGAUGAUGAGUCGAUGAUUGAAUGA
Molecule: messenger RNA, 1428 nt
Organism: Striga hermonthica
Lineage: Eukaryota; Viridiplantae; Streptophyta; Magnoliopsida; Lamiales; Orobanchaceae
Source: the annotation of a GenBank genome assembly